Messenger RNA from Branchiostoma floridae (Florida lancelet), 1483 nucleotides. RefSeq lists its product as uncharacterized. The record is from RefSeq and is a predicted model, not a curated record. Lineage: Eukaryota; Metazoa; Chordata; Leptocardii; Amphioxiformes; Branchiostomatidae. Bases 340 to 765 code for a protein of 141 amino acids. The transcript has 4 exons.
UUUAACCAGUUAACACCUAAAAACCCCUGCCGAAAUUUAAAAUUCUGCACACACAGGUCCCUUUACCUGGAAUAAUUCUCUCAAAUGGCGGUUCACUGGGCUGUGUGAGUUUGAAAUUUUUGGUCAGAUAUUGAGGUUUUUUGUUUGUGGGACGACCCGAGGGUUGAUUGACGACCGGUCGGAUUGAAUUACAGGUCGCGUCCGGUUGCCAUAGCGGCGGCCGCCCGACACUCCGCAAACUUUAGCCGCCUGAGAAAUCCCAGGGCGAGAUAUUUACACCGCGAUUCUCACAGGGAAGGGUUCGGGGCUCCUCACAACCGUCAGCGGACGUGAGAAAGGAUGGCCACGGCGGCGGCAGCGGUGAAGGGUGGCGGGGCGCCGAGCAACAGGGCAGCCGCCUGCAAUAUUUGGGCGCUCGAUCAGAUAUGGAAAGCACGCAUAGCCCAAGAGCACAGGGCGUACAAGAAAUGGCCCAUGGACUGGGGCUUCAUGGCUACGGAUUAUAAAGAUCUCGUGAAGGACGAGAUUCGCCCUCGGGAGCAUCCGAAACUGGAGAUGCCGGAAACGUUACGCCUGCCCCCUAUCACUCCCAUCGAGAAAUACAUCAAGGUAGACAAGUCGCCGCCGCUGCCCCGGUCUUCGGCCGGCUACAUCGGCUGGCGGUCGGGCGACAAACUGUACAACCUGGAGAGGUACGGCGGCUACGCGCGGGGAAAGGGAGGGCUCAUCCGCCAGCUCAAGUGGCCCGACGAAGGGGUGGACUAAGGACUGCCCGUUUCCAAUGAGAUUCUUCAGGACUAUGAGCCACAAACAGAAAGGACAUCAUCGGGAGAGACGUCAAAUACAGUGAAAGCUGAAAAGAGAAUGAUCUUAGCACAUUAAUAUGCAAAAACUUGUUCCUUUGAGAAAGACGUUAUUUUGGCAGAGGAAACUAGUUGAGGAUAAUGAUAAACCUGUGUAUAACUAAACGGUCAAAUGCAUGCUUGACAAUUUAGUGUAGACUGACAACACAAGUUACAUGUACUCUAAGAUACCUUAGGUAUUUUCUCCUUGCUGCAUAAUUGCUUGGUGAUGAUGUAGACAAUAUGUAUAUUUUUCUGAGUCCAUCACAGUUUAAGUUUUAUAUUAUAAUGAGGUGCAUAUAAUACAAAUGCAUCAAGAUAUUGUGAAGUCCAUUGUAUGACCUCCAGCAAUGCCGUCCUAUGAAGCCACACUUCCAAUACGUUGAAGAACUUUCCAAGAUUCACAUCUUUGCUGCUACCGGCUGUUUAUCUCAGCUUUGAAUUCUAUUUUGUAUAUCUAUGAUCAUAUUUAGCUUUUUUGAAGAAGAGAGUGUUGAAUCGUAUUGCACAUCAUGUAUAAAAACUAUUUUUGACCACCAUUGUAAUAAUAUAUAUAAUAGUACACAAUUUAGGGGAGAAACAACUGCUGUUUUUACAAGCCACAGAAGACUUCUUAAUGAAUAAUGAUCUUAAAUUCAAAA